AUGCUCUCAAGUUCACAGCUCGCAACAUAUGGCGACCGACUUCCCCAAGCCAAAGCGCACGGCCGGCGCCCUAGCGAGAUCGGCUCGCGAUGACGAUGUUCGCACCGUACCUUUCUCGCUUUCCGAUGACCGCUCUCGCCUUCACGCCACUCCGCACAGAUUGAGGCCAUGCCCUCUGGACCCGCGCGGCCACUAGAUGCAACCGUGCCCGACCAUACGCAUCGCAUGUC
Messenger RNA from Laetiporus sulphureus 93-53, 230 nucleotides. RefSeq lists its product as uncharacterized. The record is from RefSeq and is a predicted model, not a curated record. The transcript has a single exon. NCBI's taxonomy places the organism in Eukaryota, Fungi, Basidiomycota, Agaricomycetes, Polyporales, Laetiporaceae. The coding region runs from base 29 to 196 and encodes 55 amino acids.